Molecule: messenger RNA, 2699 nt
Organism: Drosophila montana
Lineage: Eukaryota; Metazoa; Arthropoda; Insecta; Diptera; Drosophilidae
Gene: DNApol-eta
Product: DNA polymerase eta
Exons: 3
Coding region: 93-2699 (868 amino acids)
Biological process (GO): response to radiation; error-prone translesion synthesis
Cellular component (GO): nucleus; site of double-strand break; replication fork
Molecular function (GO): DNA-directed DNA polymerase activity; damaged DNA binding
Source: RefSeq, a predicted model, not a curated record
CAGCUGUUGCCGGCCGCUUGUUGCUCACGAAAUUAAAGGCGCAAUUUCCACAAAACGAUGUGAAACCAAAAUAAAGUAUUCUCUAAAAAAUCAUGAGUAAUUCAACGCGUGCCUUUGUUGGCAUGCAAAACAAAUACGACCGUGUGGUCUUGCUGGUGGACAUGGAUUGCUUUUUCUGCCAAGUCGAGGAGAAACAACAGCCCGAGUAUCAAGGCAAGCCUCUGGCCGUGGUGCAAUACAAUCCUUGGCGCGGAGGCGGCAUUAUAGCUGUCAAUUAUGCGGCACGUGCUAAAGGCGUGACACGCCACAUGCGCGGCGACGAGGCCAAGGAGCUGUGUCACGACAUAAUCCUCUGCCAGGUGCCCAACAUUAGAGAAAAGGCAGAUACAGGCAAAUAUCGGGAUGCUGGCAAAGAGGUAGCAAAUGUGCUGCAGCGUUUCACCAACCUGCUGGAACGCGCCUCUGUCGACGAGGCCUAUCUGGACAUCACAGAGACAGUCAAUCAACGCGUGGAGCAACUGCAGGCGGGCUCCUUUGCACUGAAACCACAGGAGCUGAUCAAUUGCCAUGCUGUUGGCUAUGAGAACAUUGGCGACUAUGUCAAUAAGAUAACAAAUCGAUUUGCCAAUCCCUAUGUCGAUGAUGAGCGUUAUAUGCUGGCAUACGAUCCCAACGACUUGCCCGCUGUGCGCCAGAGCGACUUGCGUCUGUUGAUUGGGGCCUGCAUUGCGGGCGAAGUGCGUGCAGCCGUAAAAGCAGAGACUGGCUAUGAAUGCUCAGCGGGCAUUGCCCACAACAAAAUACUCGCCAAGCUGGCGGCGGGUAUGAACAAGCCCAACAAACAGACGAUUUUACCGCUGGCGGAGAUACCUGCGCUCUUUGACCAGCUGCCCGUAGGCAAGAUCAAGGGAUUGGGCGGGAAAUUCGGUGAGAUGGUCUGCGAGACGCUGGGCGUUAAAUUUCUGGGCCAGGUACUCAAAUAUAGCGAAAAAGAGCUGCAUCGCAAGCUGGACGAAAAGAAUGGCUCCUGGUUGCAUAAUAUUGCACGUGGCAUCGACUUGGAGGCGGUUACGCCCCGAUUUUACUCCAAGAGCAUUGGCUGCUGCAAGAAAUUUCCCGGCCGCAACAACAUAACAGGUCUCAAGACACUGCAACACUGGCUAGGCGAGUUGGCCAGCGAGAUAAACGAUCGCCUGGAAAAGGAUUUCAUAGAAAACAAUCGCAAGGCAAAGCAAAUGGUUGUGCAGUACGUGCAGGACGUCGAUGGUCAGGAGGUGGCCAGCUCCCGUUCCACGCCACUCAAUCAUUGUGACCAGGAGACGCUGGCUAAGCAAGCCCUGGAGCUAAUCAAGACCAAUACAAAAACCUUUCUACGUGCGGGCAGCGAGGCAGCGCUUAAUAAUGCCAUCAAAUUUCUGGGCAUCAGUGUGGGCAAAUUCGAAACGGCAUCCAAUGCGCAAAACAGCCUGCAAACCAUGUUUGCCAAUCAGGCGGCCAAAAAGCGUCGCAUCAGCGUUGAGGAUGGUGUAGAAAAGUCAAGUCUGCCACAAAAGCCAAAGCAAACUGAAGAGGCUAAAAUGAAGAACUUCUUUGAAAAUUACUUGCAAGCGCACAAAGAUGAACAAAAUGUAAAAGAUAAUUUAGAAACGAAUGCAAAUACAGCAGAAAUCAAUGCAAAACUAGUGACUGAGGCAGAAGAACCUGUUGUAGAAACUAGGCCCCCAAAAGGAGCAGCAAUAUCACCGAAGAAAAGUUUCUUUGAAGCAUACAAGCGCAAGUUGAUUGAUGUCACUGUUGCAGAAGAGUCCAGCGACGACAAGGCAGCGCCUACUGCCACACCGCCUGAAUUUAAGGAAAGCUUCUUUGCCAGUUAUCUGCAACAGCAAAAGGAAGUAAGCAAAAAUGUGGAGCAAUCAAAUGAGCUAACAGCUGAUACCAGCGAUUCAUCUGACAUGCAGGGCUUGGCCGCAGAACUGGAUGAGAUAGAAUCAAGCAUCACAAAUCUACAGCAACCAGAUCCUGAUCAGCCCUCCACAUCAAAACGGAAAUUAGAGCAUGACAAUUCCAAGGAACUACCGGCGAGCAACGACUUUACAAGCACGUAUGCUGAGUACGCACAGCCCGAGCUGCGUGCAGAUCUUAUUAGCUUGGUCAAGUGCGAUGAGUGUGGCGCUCAAAUACCGGACGAUGUUAAGGCAUUGCAAACCCAUCGGGAUCAUCACUAUGCGCAGCAAUUAAGCCGUCAACUUCGCGUUGAACAGCGCGAGGAAAUGCAACGUAGUCGCCUAAAUGAUACAACAGCGUCGUUUGUCUCGCCCACGACAAAGACAGCGCCAGCGAAGAAGGGUAAAAAGGUGGGCGGAACCGCCACAACAACGGCCCCGAAGCCCAUCAACAGCAUUACCAAAUUUUUGGCACCCAAGCAGCCGCUGGAACCGCCUCCCAGCUGCAGCAGUUCACCCAUGGAGAUCUGCGCCGAAUGCAAAACGUACAUUAAAACUGUGGAUAUGCCAGAGCAUUUGGAUUUCCAUAUGGCCAAAAAGCUACAGCGUGAACUCAACCAACUGGAGGUGCGCACAAUAAAUACCUCAGCUAACAAGAAGACAACAUCGCCUCCCACCAAGAAGCAGCUUAACAGUACCCUAAAUUCUACAGGCGCUAAUAAUUCCAUUACCAAGUUCUUUACCCAAAGCAGUUGA